Cucumis sativus (cucumber) is the source of this 1150-nucleotide messenger RNA. RefSeq names its product phosphopantetheine adenylyltransferase. The record is from RefSeq and is a predicted model, not a curated record. Gene Ontology annotation, biological process: coenzyme A biosynthetic process. The transcript has 8 exons. NCBI's taxonomy places the organism in Eukaryota, Viridiplantae, Streptophyta, Magnoliopsida, Cucurbitales, Cucurbitaceae. Bases 340 to 876 code for a protein of 178 amino acids. Gene Ontology annotation, molecular function: pantetheine-phosphate adenylyltransferase activity; dephospho-CoA kinase activity.
CGAAAUUGACGAGAAGAACACAUUUACGAAAGUGUGGUCUACUUGUAAAGUAAAGGCGACACUAUUGGCAGCUUCUCUAGUUUUACGUUUACCCACGGAACAAUCUGAUAUCUGGGAACCAGACGCCCAACCACCCCGAAUCUACUCUUCUUCAAUUCGACUCCGGACUGAUAAUUUGCGUUUCACUUGAUUGAUGAUGUCGUUGGACUAGAGUGAAAAAGUGUAGUAACGUCUCCUAAUUUGGGUUGAAAGUUGGGGUCAUUACAAAAAGAAAUUCAUAAUAUAUGUGGAGGGGGAAGUGGCAGCAACCAUUGAAGAAAGAUUCCCAGGAGUAGAGAAAUGGCUAUCACGGAGGAUUCGACAAUCAAUUACAAAAUCUCUCCUCCAAAUUCAUAUGGAGCUGUGGUUCUUGGUGGUACUUUUGACCGAUUACACGACGGUCACCGUCUUUUUCUCAAGGCUGCAGCAGAGCUUGCAAGGGAUCGGAUUUGGAUCGGAGUUUGUGAUGGUCCUAUGCUAAGCAAAAAAAAGUUCCCGGAACUUAUACAACCCAUUGAGGAAAGAAUGCAGAAUGUCGUAAAUUAUAUCAAGUCUGUGAAGCCCACGCUGUUGGUAAGAGUUGAACCUAUUGUCGAUCCAUAUGGUCCAUCCAUUGUUGAAGAAGCUUUGGAAGCUAUUGUUGUCAGCAAAGAGACAUUACCUGGUGGCAUGUCGGUUAACAAGAAGCGAUCCGAAAACGGCCUUUCGCAACUGAAGAUUGAAGUUGUAGAUUUAGUAACUGAGGAGCAGUCUGGGGGUGAAAAACUGAGUUCAUCAACACUGAGAAAGCUUGAGGCAGAGAAGGCUGCCUCUGCCUUGCAACAACAGAAAGACUAGAAACACAAUCCAAGUAUUAUUACUCAUAAAGCCAACAUUACAUAAUCUUGUUUUCUGAGUAUUUAUCAAACUUAUAAACAUUAACGAUUAAUCUAUACCGAUGUCAAAUCUCUAAUUUAUAGAUAUCUCAAUAUAUUGAUAGAAUACUUUAAUCUUAAUUACACAUAUUUGUUGUUCAAUACAUUUCUUGAUUUAGUCAAUGGUUGUAAAAUACUUAAUGCCCUUUUAUGUAGUGAAUGUAAUAUAAUUAAAUGGAAUCAAUUAAUAACUGAAA